Molecule: messenger RNA, 420 nt
Organism: Anoplophora glabripennis (Asian longhorned beetle)
Lineage: Eukaryota; Metazoa; Arthropoda; Insecta; Coleoptera; Cerambycidae
Exons: 2
Coding region: 1-420 (139 amino acids)
Source: RefSeq, a predicted model, not a curated record
AUGGCGUCCACUUCGGAAAGCGAGGUUCGCGAAAACUCGGAGCGGGAAUUCAUCAGUUUGUUGAUCGAAUUAUAUCGCGAUUGUCCGGAAUUGUGGAAAGUGAAGAGCAAGGAUUAUUUCAAUAGAAAUAAAAAAAGUGCGGCGCUAGAAAAAAUCGUGGGGGCAUUGAAAAAGAUAAAACCCGAUUUCAGUGUGAUACAAUUGAAACAAAAAAUUAAUGUUCUCAGAACAAACUUCAACAGGGAGUUCAAGGCCAUCGAGGGUAAAAAAGUGUCAGGGACGUCUACAGACGAUAUCCCUGAACCUUCGCUUUGGUAUUACAAUGAUAUGCACUUCAUAAAAGACCAGUUGGAAAUCGCACAAACCGAAACUUCUGAGCAACCGACUCCGGUCCUUCUUCUCGAUGUCUUGGCGGACUAA